Molecule: messenger RNA, 1121 nt
Organism: Acomys russatus (golden spiny mouse)
Lineage: Eukaryota; Metazoa; Chordata; Mammalia; Rodentia; Muridae
Product: aldo-keto reductase family 1 member B7
Exons: 10
Coding region: 78-1028 (316 amino acids)
Cellular component (GO): mitochondrion; cytosol
Molecular function (GO): aldose reductase (NADPH) activity
Source: RefSeq, a predicted model, not a curated record
AUAAAAACUUCAGCAGCGGCCUCCUUAGAGAGGAAGCACAUUUCAUCUGCUCUCUCAGAGAAGUCUCUGCAGCAACCAUGGCCGCCUUUGUGGAGCUCAGGACCAAAGCCAAGAUGCCCAUCGUGGGCCUGGGCACCUGGAAGUCUCCCCCAGGCAAAGUCAAGGAAGCUGUGAAGGCAGCCAUUGAUGCUGGGUACCGCCACAUUGACUGCGCCUAUGUGUAUCAGAAUGAGAACGAGGUGGGAGAAGGGAUCCAAGAGAAGAUCAAAGAGAAGGUUGUGAAGCGGGAAGACCUCUUCAUCGUCAGCAAGCUGUGGUCCACUUUCUUUGAGAAAAGCCUGGUGAAGAAAGCCUUUCAGAAAACCCUCUUGGAUCUGAAACUGGACUAUCUGGACCUGUAUCUAAUUCACUGGCCACAGGGAUUUCAGGCUGGGAAUGAGAUAAUACCUACAGAUCCAAAAGGCAAAGUGAUCAUGGGUAAAUCCACAUUCUUGGAGGCCUGGGAGGUCAUGGAGGAACUGGUGGACCAGGGGCUGGUGAAAGCUUUGGGCGUCUCCAACUUCAACCACUUCCAGAUUGAAAGGCUCCUGAACAAGCCUGGACUCAAACAUAAGCCAGUGACCAACCAGGUUGAGUGCCAUCCAUACCUCACUCAGGAAAAGCUGAUCCAGUACUGUCACUCCAAGGGCAUCACCAUCACAGCCUACAGUCCCCUGGGCUCACCAGACAGACCUCAUGCCAAGCCAGAGGACCCAUUAGUUCUGGAGAUCCCCAAGAUCAAAGAGAUCGCUGCGAAGCACGGGAAAACCGCAGCUCAGGUUCUGAUUCGGUUCCACAUCCAAAGGAAUGUGGCGGUGAUCCCCAAGUCUGUGACCCCCUCCCGCAUACAGGAAAACAUCCAGGUCUUUGACUUCCAGCUGAGUGAUGAGGAGAUGGCUGUGAUCCUCAGCUUCAACAGGAACUGGAGAGCCUGUAGCGUGUUCGUCGCAGCUGACGAAGAGGACUAUCCUUUCCACGCUGAAUUCUGAAGCUGGCUCGCUUGACGGAGACCCUCUUCCUUGUGUGAAACUCACUCUUCCUGAGUCCGAUUUUAGCCAAGUUUUUCGAAAGCUAAUCUCAAU